GUUUGUUGUAGUUUAAACCGUUAAGCAAAAGCUACAGCCGGGACACUUUACGGCAUGACGUGAAGUAGUGCGUGAGAGAAAGCACGUGCACUGAGCAGACUGCUGAUGGAGGAGGACUCGCCUCACGUGGUAGGGGUCAGUCUGUGUGACACGGCUCCCCUGCUGUGGCGAGUGGAGGACCUGCGGGCAGUGAGGGCUCAGGGCCUGGUGGGGGCGCUGCUUGGUGCACUGCCCCGAACCCCCCGACAGAACACCCGGCUGGGCCGCCCGCUGCUGCUGCUGCCGGAGGAGGAGGGACUGCUGACCGAGCGCCAUGCUGCUGCUAAUCGCAUUAGCGUACCUGCUGAUAACCAGGAUGGAGGGGGCGUGGAGCUCCACCAGCAGGAGCAGCAGAGGAGUUUUGGACAGAGUGUGCUCGCUCUGCAGGACAGGAAGUCAGCGCUGCUCCGCGCCAUGACGUCCCCACCUGGGGCCGUAGACGAGGCCCUGCGGGGUCGCAUGGAGUCCCUGGACCGGAACUUUACCCUCCCUCGCUCUGCUCUGGCAGUGCAGCUGAGCACAGCGAGGGCGGGGCUGUCUCACUGUCCCGAUGCCCGCACCUUCCUGCGGGCCGACCGGCCAAUCAGAGGACAGGAUGAGCCGCACGGCACCACCGCCAGGUACCAGGUGUUCAGAGACCUGAGGGGGCGGGGCUUCUACCUGACCUCGGCGGGGAAGUUCGGAGGUGACUUCCUGGUGUAUCCAGGUGAUCCUCUCCGGUUCCAUGCUCACUUCAUCGCAGUCUGUCUGUCUCUGGACGAGCCUGUGAUGCUGGACGUCCUCGCAGUGUCUCGUCUCGGCUCCAACGUGAAGAAGACCGUCCUGCUCUGCUCGCCGAGGCCAGACGGGGGGGUCGUGUACACCUCGCUGCAGUGGAGCGGGAUGGUGUAGAGCAGUGGUCCGCAGACCGGUACCGGAACAGAAAGAUUUAAUAAAGAAAUAUUUUAUUUUGAAA
Molecule: messenger RNA, 994 nt
Organism: Cottoperca gobio
Lineage: Eukaryota; Metazoa; Chordata; Actinopteri; Perciformes; Bovichtidae
Product: tRNA-splicing endonuclease subunit Sen34-like
Biological process (GO): tRNA-type intron splice site recognition and cleavage; tRNA splicing, via endonucleolytic cleavage and ligation
Cellular component (GO): tRNA-intron endonuclease complex
Molecular function (GO): tRNA-intron lyase activity; nucleic acid binding
Source: RefSeq, a predicted model, not a curated record